Molecule: messenger RNA, 1091 nt
Organism: Petromyzon marinus (sea lamprey)
Lineage: Eukaryota; Metazoa; Chordata; Hyperoartia; Petromyzontiformes; Petromyzontidae
Product: P2Y purinoceptor 3-like
Biological process (GO): G protein-coupled receptor signaling pathway
Cellular component (GO): plasma membrane
Molecular function (GO): G protein-coupled receptor activity
Source: RefSeq, a predicted model, not a curated record
AACGCAGCAGCAUGCAAGAGCUUCAACCAUCAUUUGAGCGAUUUGAAACGGCUCAGCUCUCAAGUUUAUACUCUGCAAUGCCGAGCAGCAAGACAAUAAUGCUUGAUUCACAGGGCUCUGUGAAUGAGACCACAUGCGUAACAAGCUUCACCUAUCGAUCAACCCUACUUCCAUUCUUCUACUCCAUCUGUGUGCUGCUUGGACUUACUCUCAACACGUUCGUGUUUUGGAGCCUUUUCUUCAAGGAUAAGAAAUGGAACCCGAGCUCACUCUACAUGCUCAACCUGGCCACGACCGACUUCUUCUUUGCCGUGUCCCUAAUUCUCAUGAUCUACAGCUUCAUCGUUAACAACAGCUGGGUGUUUGGAGACACGAUGUGCCGUCUCGUAAGGUUCAUGUUCUCCUUCAACAUGUACGGCAGCAUCUUGUUCCUGACCGCCAUAAGCCUGUACCGCUACCUCGGCAUCUGUCAUCCCAUCGCCUCUCGGCAAUGGCAGACGCUCAGAGUGGCCGCGGUCCUCUGUGUGAUCGUGUGGGCCAUCACUCUGACAGAAACGCUGCCCUUUAUUCAUUUUGCAGGGACCUACAGCGAUGUCAACACCAACCUGACCAGGUGUUACAGUCUCGUCAUAUUUGACUCGACCGUCACGGCGUACGGCAUUACCAUUAUCAUCUUAGGCUUCAUGGUUCCUUUCUUCAUCAUCAUGGUCUUCAACUGCUGCAUGAUACACGCACUAAGGAAAUCUAUGUCUGGCGCCAUCGCCACGCAGGAGGAGACCAGGUUUCAACGGAGCAGGGCGGUCCGCACCAUCUCGCUGGUAUCCAUCAUCUUCACCAUCUGCCACUUGCCAUACCACGUCAAUAAGAUCGUCUUCUGGGGAUUCACGAUCUGCGGGAACGAGAAAAUCCAUGACAUCAUGAUGUGCCUGGCGAGCUUCAACUGCUGCUUCAAUCCAGCGCUCUACCUCGUGAACAGGGCUCACUCUCAGGCGCACAGUGACUCGCGUGAGCGACGAGACACCAAGCCUGAGACAUUCAGGCCAGGUGAAAGGGUCCCCCCCUCGCUCGAAGCACCAUCUGCAAUGAGAUAA